Molecule: messenger RNA, 2184 nt
Organism: Suncus etruscus (white-toothed pygmy shrew)
Lineage: Eukaryota; Metazoa; Chordata; Mammalia; Eulipotyphla; Soricidae
Gene: OCA2
Product: OCA2 melanosomal transmembrane protein
Exons: 22
Coding region: 1-2184 (727 amino acids)
Biological process (GO): transmembrane transport; melanin biosynthetic process; melanocyte differentiation
Cellular component (GO): melanosome membrane
Source: RefSeq, a predicted model, not a curated record
AUGGGCUCACUCUCAGAACAAGGGUCUCGGGGCCUGUCUGCCUGCCAUCCUGAGCUUGUGGCCUCUGCUGGUGAGUCGUGGGAGCACAGCUCUGCCGAGUGGGAUGGACCCUCCGGAGCCUUCCUGGCGAAGGGGGGGCUAUGGCAGGGCACGCACGGUGCACCCCGACGAUCAAAGCUGAGACGCUGUGCACGGAGGCUCAGGGCUGUUGGCCUGUUUGUCUUUGUGGUGUCUUGUUCUGUGUUGUUCAGCCUGUAUCCAGACCAGGAGAAACCUUGGCAGCUGGUGGCUGUGUCGCAGCCUGAGAGCUACUCUGUGAACCUCAGCGGCCGCACAGAGAACGCCCUGCUCCAGGUGGCCCUGGAUGGAGCCCUGGUGGCCGGAGGAUCCGGCGCAGCCUCAAGGAAUGACUAUGUGGUAGUGGAGGUGACACGGACCGAAGCUCCCGGCUCCAGGCGCCGGCGGCCCCAGCAGGUCUUCUCCAACUGGACCGUGUUUGUGGAUCCAAGAGGGGGAGAGCGUACUGUGCUGAGCAGGAACUUCGAGGUGCUGAGCAGAGAGACUGUCUCCAUCCAAGUAAGGGCAUCUCUGCAGCAGAAGGCGACUGUCCCCUUGCUGCUGGCUCACCAGUUCCUCCGUGCAAGCAUCGAAGCCCAGGUCACUGCUGCCGCUGUCAUCCUUGCAGGGGUCUAUGUGCUCAUCAUCUUUGAGAUCGUUCACAGGACACUGGCGGCCAUGCUGGGGUCCUUGGCGGCAUUAGCAGCGCUGGCGGUGGUGGGUGAUAGGCCGAGUCUGACCCAAGUGGUGCAGUGGAUUGAUUUCGAGACUCUAGCUCUACUCUUCGGCAUGAUGAUCCUAGUGGCCAUAUUUGCCGAAACUGGAUUUUUUGAUUAUUGUGCUGUCAAGGCCUAUCGCUUGUCACGGGGCAAGGUGUGGACCAUGGUCACCGUGCUGUGUCUCUUUGCCGCCAUCCUUUCUGCCUUCCUGGACAAUGUCACCACAUCGCUGCUCUUCACCCCCGUGACCAUAAGGCUCUGUGAGGUUCUUAACCUGGACCCCAGGCGCGUCCUGGUGGCAGAAGUGAUCUUCACCAACAUUGGGGGUGCUGCCACUGCCAUUGGUGAUCCCCCAAAUGUCAUCAUUGUCUCCAACCAGGAGCUGAGGAAGAUGGGCCUCGACUUCACCAGCUUCACAGCACACAUGUUUGUGGGCAUCUGCCUUGUGCUCGCCUUCUCCUUCCCACUGCUCCGCCUGCUGUACCGGAACAAGAAGCUAUUCAACAAGGAGCCUAGUGACAUUGUCGAGCUGAAGCAUGAGAUCUCCGUGUGGCGCCUGACAGCCCAACGCAUCAGCCCGACCAGCCGUGAGGAGACAGCUGUCAGGAACCUGCUGCUGGGGAAAGUGCGAGGCCUCGAGCGCCUGCUGGAUUGCCGGCUGAAGACCUUCCACAGACAAAUCUUACAGGAAGAUAAAAACUGGAAGACAAACAUCCAAGAGCUACAAAAAAAGCACAGGAUAUCCGACAAGGCUCUUCUGGCCAAAUGCUUGCUGGUUUUGGGCUUCGUGGUCUUCAUGUUUUUCCUCAACUCUUUUUUCCCCGGAGUUCAUCUGGAUCUGGGGUGGAUUGCUAUCCUGGGUGCCCUCUGGCUGCUGAUUUUAACCGAUAUCCCAGACUUUGAGAUGGUCCUACACCGAGUCGAAUGGGCGACGCUCCUGUUCUUUGCCGCACUCUUUAUUCUCAUGGAGGCCCUGGCACACCUGCACUUAAUAGAAUACAUUGGGGAACAAACUGCCUUGCUCAUAAAGAUGGUCCCAGAGGGUCACCGUCUGGCAGCUGCCAUCAUUCUGGUGAUCUGGGUCUCUGCCAUCGCCUCCUCCCUCAUCGACAACAUCCCCUUCACAGCCACCAUGGUCCCUGUGCUCCUGAACCUGAGCCAAGACCCCGAGGUCAGCCUGCCCACAGCCCCCCUCAUGUACGCCCUGGCCCUGGGUGCCUGCCUGGGAGGGAACGGGACGCUGGUGGGAGCUUCUGCCAACGUGGUGUGUGCGGGCAUCGCGGAACAGCAUGGCUAUGGCUUCUCUUUCAUGGAAUUUUUCAGGCUGGGCUUCCCCAUGAUGACUGUCUCUUGCCUGGUCGCCAUGUGCUACCUCCUUGUGGUUCACGUCGGCCUGGGCUGGAACUAG